UCGACGCGAUUCGUUGACCGAACACGACAGACCCCACGGGACCACGGAAUCAAGAUGUGGCAGAAAUGGUUCACUUGUCUAGUCCCACUUAUGAUGUUAGGCGUCGCAUCCGCCAAGCCAAACAUUGUUAUAUUUGUUGUGGAUGACCUCGGUAUCUCAGAUCUCGGCUGUUUUGGCAAUGACACGAUUAAAACUCCGAACAUCGAUCGGUUGGCUGAACAGGGAGCUCGUCUGCAACAUGAUGUCACGCCAGAUGCAAUCUGCACACCAAACAGGGCGGCACUGCUAACAGGAAGAUAUCCCAUUCGAUCAGGACUUGCUUCGGAUGAAGGUCAAGACCGAGUCUUCCUUCACACGGCAGCAUCUGGCGGUCUGCCCCAAAAUGAAACCACAUUUGCGGAGAUUGCAUCAGCCGCUGGUUACAAAACAGGUAUUGUGGGAAAAUGGCAUUUAGGACUCCACAAGUCUUCAAAAACCGAUUUCCACUUCCACCCUUUAAAGCAGGGUUUUGAUUUUUUCUAUGGCCUGCCUCUCACUAACUUACGUACCUGUGAGCCUGGCCAAUAUCUCAUAAACAUUGUUUACCCAGCCCUGAAGCCGUUCAAUGUUCUUGCUUCUGGGGUAGCCAUUGGAGUAACACUUUACAUCCUUUACCUAGCUGGCGUGCUUAACAAGAUUGCCUUCCUGUCCUUGCUGACUCUUGUUAUUUUGAUCACCUCUGCACAGGCUGGUUGGCUUUCAAUACUCUCCAGAUUAACGUGUAUUGUUUUGAAAAACUAUGAACUUGUGGAGCAACCGGUACUUUUAGAAAAUUUGACAGCAAGGUUUACAGAUGAAGCAGUGGAUUUUAUCCCCAAGAACAAAGACAGCGCCGUUCUGCUGUACAUGUCGUUUGCCAAGGUUCACACCGCUUUGUUUACUACCAAGCCGUUUGUCAAUCACAGCGUUCAUGGGCGUUAUGGAGACAAUGUAGAGGAAAUGGACUGGGGCGUGGGUCAGGUCAUGACGGCUGUGGAGGAACUGGGACUGAGGGAGAACACAUUUGUGUAUUUUACAUCAGACAAUGGUCCGUACAUUGAAGAAAUAAGUGACGCGGGUGAAUAUCAUUCAAUUGGGAGGGGGGGAAAUGGCAAAGGACAGUGUUGGGAUGGUGGUGUUAGAAUGCCCACAAUAGCAUCAUGGCCGGGUCACAUUCCAGCUGGGAUCUCAAUUGAUCAGCUCACCAGUUCUAUGGACUUAUUCCCCACAGUUGCUAAACUGACUGGUGGAGAUCUUCCACAGGACAGAGUUAUUGACGGAAAAGAUCUCUUACCACUAAUGACGAACAAGACACAGGAAUCCUCUCACGAAUUUGUCUUCCAUUAUUGUGGAAAUCUAGUCCAUGCCGUUCGCUAUCAUCCAAAGAACAGUGCCACUGUGUGGAAGGCACACUUUAUGACGGCCAAAUGGAGCGAGGGAACUGAAAGCUGCCGUGGAAGAGGUAUCUGUUGGUGUCAUGGAGAUUUUGUGAAAGUCCAUGAUCCUCCUCUGCUUUUUGACGUAACAGAUGACCCAGCGGAAAGCUCCCCCAUUGCUCCCAAUAGUCCAGAGUAUAAAGAAGCUAUGAAAUACAUUCCCCCUGCACUUACACAGCAUAAAGACAGCAUUGAGAGCGUCCCUGAGCAACUGGUGUGGUCGAAGAAUCGUGUCCAUCCUUCGUUGCAGAUGUGCUGUAAUUUUCCUUAUUGUACCUGUGAAGAAACCGAUAAAAAGCUUAAACAUUAUCCUAAGGAUGUGUGAAGCAGAUGAAAACACUAUUUGAGUUUGAUGAUAAGGAAAAGAGAAGGAAAGAAAAGCUGAUUUCGACUGCGGUCCAAAAUGUCAAACAAUGAAACGUUUGCAGGGGUGGGGCAUCAGAAGCCAUACCGAGCUAUGUAAAAUGAAAUAUCACUGGACAGGGAUUAAAUGAUUUAUUUGGUGGUA
Stylophora pistillata is the source of this 1962-nucleotide messenger RNA. Its product is annotated as steryl-sulfatase. The record is from RefSeq and is a predicted model, not a curated record. Gene Ontology annotation, molecular function: arylsulfatase activity. Lineage: Eukaryota; Metazoa; Cnidaria; Anthozoa; Scleractinia; Pocilloporidae.